Molecule: messenger RNA, 1626 nt
Organism: Anopheles marshallii
Lineage: Eukaryota; Metazoa; Arthropoda; Insecta; Diptera; Culicidae
Product: pancreatic triacylglycerol lipase-like
Exons: 5
Coding region: 1-1626 (541 amino acids)
Biological process (GO): lipid metabolic process
Molecular function (GO): triacylglycerol lipase activity
Source: RefSeq, a predicted model, not a curated record
AUGGAGAUGAGUAAUACUACCGGGAUUUUGCUGCAAACGAUACUGUUUAUGGCAAACCAUGAGUACAACAACUCGUUGAUAAACCUUAUCCACAAUAAAACGCUCAGCGCGGAUAGUAACUUGACAAGCGGAGAAUUCUCGCUGGCCGAGGAUGUGCGCUGUUUCGGUGUGUACGGUUGCUUCCCGAUCACCUAUCCAUGGAUCGACGAGAAGCGCCCGGUCGCCUACCAUCCACAAUCGCCCUCGCAGGUCGACGUACGGUAUCCGGUGUUUGUGAAGUCGAACACCGAUCAUCCGAAGUUCAUCGAUAUCAACAAUCCGGCAAGCGUGCGUCAUCUCGGCAUUAAUCCGAACGGUCGCAUCUAUUUUAUUACGCACGGCUAUAUUGAGGCUGGCGAUCGACCCUGGAUUCAGCAGAUGGUGAACGCACUGCUCGACAAUGAUCCGGACCGUACGGCAAGCUGCGUAGUGAUUGAUUGGCGGAAGGCCUCGAACCCACCCUAUACGCAGACCUGCGCCAACAUUCGGCUGAUCGGCGCAAUAACUGCGCAUGUCAUCUACUUACUUUAUGAGGAGCUAAACUUGAAGAACCUGGACAAGGUGCACCUGCUUGGCCAUUCGCUUGGCUCGCAUCUGUGCGGUUACGCCGGGUAUCAUCUGCAGAAGGAUUUCGGCAUCAAGCUGGGCCGCAUCACCGGUCUCGAUCCGGCCGAACCGCUGUUCUCCGACACGGAUCCGUUGGUGCGGCUGGACCGGAGCGAUGCCAAGUUCGUGGACAUCAUCCAUUCGGAUGGGUCCGAGUGGGUGAGCAAGGGCGGCCUGGGGAUGUACCAGCCAAUCGGGCACGUGGACUUCUAUCCGAACGGGGGCUACAAUCAGCCCGGGUGUAGCGACCCGAUGAACAAGUUCAUCCGCAAGCACGAUGAGUCCUUCUUCUGGGGCUUCCAGGAGUUCUUCGGCUGCAACCAUCUGCGGUGUCACCAGUUCUUCACCGACAGCGUACUGCACAGCUGCCCAUUCGUUGGCAUCGGGUGCGAAUCGUACGCCCAGUUUCUGCGCGGUGAAUGUUUCGAGUGCGACCGGGACGGUCACUACUGUAUCGAGUUCGGUCUGAAGGCCCAAGAAAGCUACACCAGGCUGAUCGAGAAUGGUGUUAUCACGAACCCGAAUGCUCCGCUGAGCGUGUACAUGGUGACGGGUUCCGAUCCACCGUAUUGCCGAUCGCAUUUCCGCAUUACGAUGAGCGUUUCCGGCGAGGAGGAGAGUCUUAUACACGGCGGUGAAAUAGGCAAGAUGUCAAUCGAGCUGCACGGUGAGGGUGGUGUGCGCUCGGGAAAAAUGGACUUUUCCAGGGACCCGGUGUACUUCGAGCCGGGCGGUAACUAUUCGGCCAUCCUGGCGGGCACGCAUGUGGGCAAACCGCUCAAGGUGCUCCUCACGUGGGAGUACCGCACCAAUCCGCUCAAUCCGCUGACCUGGCGUUUGCUGGUGGUGCCGCGCGUAUACGUACAGCGCAUCCACGUGCAGAUGAUGGAGAUGCGUUCCAGCAUACUGGUGUGUCCGCUUAACAAUGCUCCGGUGCGUGCCGACCAGGAGAAUGAGUUUAAAAAUGAAUACUGCACAUAG